AUGCUGGGGGCCUGCCGGGAGGACUGCACCCUGAACGGCACCGACGUGCCCGUGGACCUCUGCGCCGGCGGGUCGGACGUCCAGGCGGUGCUGGACGGCAGCCCCGCGCCGCCGAGCCCGGAGGCGGACGCGGUGGACGCCUCGCUGUGCAGCGUCGCUGACGACUGCAGCUCCACGGAGUACUGCAGUUUCUCGGAGACCGCGGCGCAGUGCACCUGCAGCGCCUCCACCGGCCGGGACUUGUGCGUCUCCAGGGGGAAGUGCACGGACUGGUGCGACCAGUACGCGGCCCAGCUGGAGGAGUUCAACAGCAGGUUCACGGCCUGCUCCGCGGACGGCGACUGCGGCGACGGGGAGACGUGCAACCUCGGACUGGCGUCCAGCUGCCAGACCAUGACCUGCAGCGCGGGCACGGGCGUGGCCAUCGAGUCGUGCGACGGCAUCUGCGUGCCGGCCAACAGGAACAUGGCCUCCGCGAAGUUCGGCGACAGCGGCAGCACCAUAGAAGUCACGCUCAACUUCGCGGCGUUGUCCACCGGUUUCGCGUGUUCCGACGCCUUCGACGCCGCCACGGUGACCUCCCUGGGGGCCGCCUUCUGCUUCGUCAGCGGAAAGACGCUCACGGUGAUGCUGCGCGGCGGCGCCGACAUCGUGGCCGGCGACACCCUUACGCUGGGCGACGGCCAGACCCGCCUGGUGGACAUACUGCCGCAGGCCAACCCGUUCACGGGAGGCGUCACGCUCAGCAACUGCGACAACUGCGUAACGCCCAUUGUGGCGUGCGUUUACUCUCCGGUGAUGUCGGCUGGAUGCGGAAGCAGUAUUCCAGAUGCGGUAUUUGACGCUACGUACUCCCUGGACACUGCCGGAAGGAGCCUGACGUUUGGCUGGAGUCUGGACACGAGCAGUUGCUACGCCACAACCGCGGAUCCCACUACAUUCACCACGCACUCCGACUGCGACGGUCUCAAGACUCUUCUGGAGGCAGAGCAAACGGGCACUUUCGUCCUCGCCGGGUCCGAUAUUGAUGCGCUCACACCUGGGACCUACAAAUUCACAGUGACAGCCACGAACUUCCUCGGCCAGGACGCGCCUCUGGAUGUGCAGGUGUUGCGCGCCAGUUCCCCCGUCCCCAUGGUCAGCAUUGUGGGGGACUCGGUGCAAAGAUUCAUGCUGUCCAGGGGCACCAAGGUGUCCGCCUUCAUCGACACAACUUCCGUGUGCGACGGCUACAAGGUGGACUACAAGUGGGUCUCCAUCGACUCGCCCCUCUGGAGCGCCAUUCCUGCGGAUGGCGUGCCUUCCAAGGACUUGCUGCUGAAGCCUCCGAUCGCGGGCCAGGCGGAGUACCCCUACAAGCUGAGGAUGACCGCCGACCUCAAGAACGCGAAUGGCGAGGUCCAGGGGUCCUCCAGCACGGAAGUCACCCUGAGGCCCUUCGGGUCUGACGUGCGCGCCUACUGUGAGGGCCCCGCUGGAGACGUGCUCCUUGAUGGCGACAUCACCCUGGACGCCUCCAAAUCCCUGGACCCCGACGACCCCUUCAACCAGGUGCAGAGUUUCGCGUACGAGUGGAGCUGCUCUUUGGAGGACGGCAGCCCGUGCUUCUCUGGGAAGACGGGCCCCAAGUCGGCGACGGGAACGACAGUGGUGCUGGGACCAGAUUCCCUCACCGCCAACGUCAGAAAGUACCACCUGUACACAGUGACAGUGUCGAAGAAGGAGCAGGGUCCCGAGGACGGCGAUCCAGUCGUGGUGCGCAAAGCCAGCGCCAUGUGCAUUUUCCGACCCCAGGACGCCUCCAGCCCCAUGCCCACAGGGAAGGCAGUGAUGGACUGCGGCGACCUGCCCUGCCCUGCGCGCGUCAACCCCACGGAGAUUGUGGUGCUGAAGGUGACGGACCUGAAGUACGCGGAUACAACUGUCUCGUGGUCCAGCUCUGCAAUAAACGACCUGUCUUCCAUGACCGUCGGAGGCGUCAACAAUGCCGUGUUGUUCAUCAAGCCCGACAUGCUUGAAGGCGGUGCGGAAUACCAGUUCGUCGCCACACUCUCCAGGGGCGGGGAGCAGGGAGAGACGGUCGUACCUUUUGCCACCAACGCGGCGCCGUUCUGCGGAAGGGCGGACGGCCAAUGCUUCACCCUGUCGGUGGACGAUCCCUGCGAGUUCCCAACGUGCCAGGUCGUCGCGACCGCCAAGGAGUUCGCAGACGAUCAGCCCGGCAUGGUAUACGAGUUCUACUGGCUAUCCAACACUGGUUUCGAAGUGGACACGGCGCAGCUGGACGCUGCAGCAGAGGAGAUGCAGAAGGCCAUAGACUCGGGCUGCACCACGUGCGUCAUGAAGGGGGCGCUGAAAACCGUGUUCUUCCUGAGAUACGCCGGGAACGGCAGGCGCAGGAGCCUCCUGCAGGCCGUCUCCAAUGAAGUGGUGAUAGCAACAACGGGGGAGACGGCCCAACAGGUGCUGGAUCAGAUUCCGGCCACCGCGGAGGAGAUCGACCUGGACAGCUACAAGUCGUCGCAGGGCGUGCUGGCGGGGAUAGCCAGGGAUGGCAACCUCGCCGGCAAUAUGACCGAGAAGGUCCUGGCCGCAGUGAAGGUUGGACUGACGGCCCAGGACUACGCGUCCUCUCCCGCCACGCCGUCGCAGGCUCAGGAGGUCGUCGACAUCGUGGCCGACGCGCUUGCCAAACACAGCAGGGGGGAGGGCGCGCUGAGCAGCGCGAUGUUCUACCAGCUGAUGAAGGACAACGUCGCGCUCAUCUCCAAACUGGCUUGCCUGACGGCGACGGCCGGCUCCGGAGCCGUCAGCACGAGCUCGAUGGAGACCGAUGCCGUCAAGCUGAUCGGCAUGACGUGCGCGAAGGAGGCGCCGGCGACCAUGGUGGGCAUGACCUUCUCUGCCGGGGUGGCGAGCGAGGCCUCGGCGGCUCGGCGGAGGCUGCUCGAGGGGGCCGCUGUCCCCAAGGUGACCGUCCCCGAGGGUUUCCACCCCGACUGUGGCGACGGUUGCCCAGACACCGCGACGUUGUCGCUGGAGUUCUACGAAGACCCUGCGGCCCACUUGAACCUCACAGGGGCCCCCAUCGCGCCCGUGGGCGCGACCAACCUCGAAAUACUGACGGGCGUGCUGUCCAUGUGGAUGACGGGGAACGGGGCGACGGAGCUGUGCCCGCGGGGAGAGUGCAACAUGACCGCGAGGAUACCCGUGGACGCGUCGCUGUACGACCUGUCCAAGACCACGGAGUGCAUGCUGAUCGAGGACGGAAGGCUGGUGGGACUGGCUGGGGGCAGCAUAAAGUUCGCUGGGUACGAGGGGACGUACGCGGCCUGCAACACAACCAAACUCGGUGAAAUGCUGGUGGUGCAGUACACGGAGCCAGAGCCGGAACCAGAGCCGGAGCCCAUACCGUUGCCGGAGCCGGAGCCCGUCCCUGAGCCGCCGCCAACAGGGGAAAAUGAGACGUCGACCCCCCCGCCAACCGACAAUGGAACUCAACCAGCGCCCCCUACCAACCAGGUCCGCGUGGAGCUGACAUUCGAUGGCGCGCUGGCCGAGCUUGAAAAUGACGCCGAGUUCAGAAACGGCAUCGUGAGGCAGAUACGGACGUACGCCACCCCCGAAGGCGGCACGCCGCCCAGUGUCACCAUUAUCGGCAUGCGGUCGGGAUCGGUCAUCGUGGACGUCGCCAUUGAAUUUGCGCAAUCCAGCAGCAACCGCGACAUAGUGGAAUUCGUGGACACCCUGGAGAACGACGCGGGUGCUGUUUUCACUGACACGGCGUUCACAAACGCGUAUGGAAUGCCCACGGUGGAGAUCACGGACACCGACAACAUUACCAUGCCUCCGCCGCCCGCGCCCAAGGAAGAAGACGACGGGGGCGGUGUGAACAUUGGCGUCGUCGCGGGUGCGACCAUCGGAGGGGUGGUGGGGCUGGCGGCCAUCAUCGUUGGAAUUUGGAUGUGCUGCAGAAAAGCGAGAUAUUCUCAGCAGCCCUCGGGAGGGGGAUAUGAACCAGCAUGA
Molecule: messenger RNA, 4026 nt
Organism: Ostreobium quekettii
Lineage: Eukaryota; Viridiplantae; Chlorophyta; Ulvophyceae; Bryopsidales; Ostreobiaceae
Source: the annotation of a GenBank genome assembly